AAAAAAAAACCUUAUCCAUUCUGCAAUAGUAUACUUACAAGAGAGCAACUAUACAGCAAUAAUUAACAUCUCCUUCAAAAAAAAAGUAAAAGUAAAUUUAUUGAAUAAAUCACAAGGGCGCAUUCUAGAAACUUCACAAGAUCCUAGAGUAGCACAACCAAGCCCAUUUCUUCUUCUUCUUCCUCUAGCUAGUCACUCUUGAAAUUCAAGUAAAAAAAGGAAGAAUCUUGAAAAUGGGUGGCAGCCGCUGGAUCAGACCUGAGGUGUAUCCACUGUUUGCAGCUAUGGGGAUUGCUGUGGGCAUCUGCAGCUUCUCUCUGGUCCGCAACAUCUGCAUCAACCCUGAAGUCAGGCAUGAUUCUGGGAACUCAGAAAUCAUUCAUCACGGUUCCAAAUACCUCAAAUAAAAUCGGCCUUCUCAAAAAUGAGAAGGGAGGCUGCCCGACUACAGAUUUUGCAGUCGGCAACCAACCGCUUCAAAACCAACAUUUCAUCAUCGGAAGAGACCGGGACCGAACUUACCACCACAUUCCGCCCUGCAACACGGCCGGAAGUGCGGUUGCAACAAAUCACCGCCGAUAGAAGCAAAGAAGGCGGAGGAAAGAACCCAGGCGUCUCGGUCGUCGCCGCCGCCCAAUCUUCGCUGCCGCCGCCGAAUCAUUACUACGGCGUGGCUAACUGUCAAAAGCCUACCGGAGCAGCGGCGGUGGCUGCGGGAGCAGCGGAGGCGGCCACAAAUCGGACAUCUCCGGUUGGGCAGAAGAGGGUAGAGACGCAAUUAAUGGCGGAUGCAGCACUGGAAUGGCUGCUGGAUAAGCUCCAGCAGCUACUGCUGUACGAAGCCCAGUUGGUGAAGAACGUGAAGACCCAACUGGAGAAGCUGGAGAUGAAUCUCCGGGUCUUUAGAGCAUUCCUUGCAGAUUCCGCGCAGUCGGUGAAGGACGACGACGACGCCGUCUUUGAGGAGCUCAUCCGCCAGGCAAGUGGCGUCAUUUACGAGGUGGAGGACGUCGUCGAUCAAUGCCGCCGCCGGAGCCAGAACUCUGCGGCGGAGCCGGCGAAAUCGAAGGGCUGUGAAGAAUCCAAUGUGAUGAUGAUGAAUGAGAGAGAGGUGGAUGGAGAAGGAAGGGGAGGCGGAUGGAGAAGGGAAUUAGGUAUAAGGUUUGGUGUUUUGACGCUAAACCCUCAUUCUUCUCUUUAUUUGCAAAAGAUACACCACCCUUUAAAAUCUGCCCCCCUAAGUUUUCAGAAAUUACAGAAACACCCCAAUUUUCUACAUAAUACUAAAAUUACUUCCGUUGCAUAUCAAAUCUCUAGUGAUAAACAAGAUAGAGAUAAAAAAAAUGGAUUUUUGAUUGUGGGGCCACAGAUACAACAUAGCCCAAUUUGAAAAUUAAAAAAAAAAAAAUCCAAAAUUCAAUUCAAGAACUCCUAAAUACGAGUAUAAACUAUUUAAAAUUUCAAAAUCAAAAUGAAGAACUCCUAAACACGAGUAUAAACUAUUUAAAAUUUCAAAAUCAAAAUGAAGAACUCCUAAACACGAGUAUAAACUAUUUAAAAUUUCAAAAUCAAAUGAAGAACUCCUAAAUACGAGUAUAAACUAUUUAAAAUUUCAAAAUCAAAUGAAGAACUCCUAAAUAUGAGUAUAAACUAUUUAAAAUUUCAAAAUCAAAUGAAUCUUUUGAUUUUCAUGCAUUUAUCGACCGGAUAUUGCAUAUGCUGUUGGGGUUGUGAGUCAAUUCUUGCACCAACCACAAGCCGACCACAUGGAAGCUGCGCUCAGAAUUGUGAGAUACUUGAAAGGAACCUUUGACUAUGGAGUACUGUUCAGGAAAACUGGACAUCUCGAGAUACAAGCCUACACUGAUGCUGACAAGGCUGUAAACUCCAAAAGUUUUUUCAGAUGUUCUUUCCAAGUUGAGUAUCGGAAAUUCUCGUCACUCAACUUGAGGGGGAGUGUUGAAAAUACUCAAUAAUCAAAGUCAAGAAAAACAACAUCUAGAAGUAGAAAUAUUUAGCAAAGUCAAAAGAAAUAUUUUGUAUGACUUUAGUGAGAUUAUGCAUGACUUUACUACAUUUCUGAACCUAUAAAUAAGUAUCAUUGUAAUACGGAAGAUCAUCAAGCAAUACAAUAACAAUCAUUUGCUUCUCUUUA
This is a messenger RNA of Salvia miltiorrhiza (redroot sage), 2155 nucleotides long. RefSeq lists its product as uncharacterized. The coding region runs from base 425 to 1390 and encodes 321 amino acids. The transcript is spliced from 3 exons. NCBI's taxonomy places the organism in Eukaryota, Viridiplantae, Streptophyta, Magnoliopsida, Lamiales, Lamiaceae. The record is from RefSeq and is a predicted model, not a curated record.